ACUUGCAAAUUACGAUCCACAAUUCCACAUCCAUCAAACGGCGGGAUAUUCAGCGAAACUUUUUAUUUUCUCCCGCUCUCUGUUCGAAAUCGAAAACAAAAAAAUUGAAUACAGCUGUGAAAUCCCCUUUUUACCCUUGCCGUCAUUCAUUUCAUUCCAAUCACUAUCCAUACUCCUUCCCCGAGAAGCUUUGCAUUUCGUUCAUCUAUCCCUGCGAUUCAUUCAUCUCAUGCUUUCAUCAGUUUCUCAUCGACGAUCUGUAGUUUCAUCGCCUUCAAUCUUCCGGAUUUCAGUCUCUUUUCAAACCACCAUCACUUUUCCCACGUCCGGUGAACAAGUUGGGAAGAACGAUGGAAAACCAUCAAAAUUCGCCGUUUGACCGUCCAUCUCAAGUCUUCCGUGGCAUUCGCUUUGUUCUUCUUGGUUUCGAUCCUAUCAACAAAGCUCAGGUUUCACGGAGGCUUGUUAAUGGCGGAGGCAUUGAUGCUGGUGUAUAUGGUCCCAAUUGCACUCAUGUUAUUGUCAAUAAGCUUGUCUAUGAUGAUCCCUUAUGUGUUGCUGCCAGAAGAGAUGGGAAGAUAUUAGUCUCUGGCCUAUGGGCUGAUCAUAGCUUUGACGUUGGAGUACCUGUGGAUCCAACCUCGGUAAUGUACAGACCAGUGAGAGAUUUGAACGGGAUUCCAGGUGGAAAGUCACUAGUUAUAUGUUUAACAGGGUAUCAACGUGAAGAUCGCGAGGACAUUAUGACCAUGGUUGAUUUGAUGGGUGCGCAGUUUUCAAAACCACUGAUAGCAAACAAGGUUACUCAUCUUAUAUGCUACAAAUUUGAAGGGGAGAAGUAUCUGCUUGCAAAGAAAAUGAAGAGGAUAAAGCUUAUCAACCAUCGAUGGUUAGAAGACUGUUUAAAGGCAUGGGAGAUUGUCUCAGAAGCAGAUUAUACUAGAAGUGGUUAUGAGCUGGAGAUGGAGGCUGAAGCCAAAGAUUCUGAAGAUGAAGCAGAAGGGGUUGUUACUGGACUUACUGAAGUGAAGAAGGAAAGUCCAUAUCAUUCGAUGAUGUUAAAGCAGGAUGCUUCAACAAGUCUACAAAAUACUAGUGCUUCUAAAGGGUUUGAAAAUGCAAAUGACAAUGUGUCAGUGACUAUGAAGACCACAUCUGAUCAAUUUCUUAAUCCCAACAAAAAUGUUGUUGGUCUUACCUGUGAGCCAUCCAAUCUAUUUAAAGGAACUACAAGUUCUUCAGCAUUCAAGAAAUCUCCUUCAAACGAAUCAAGAAACGUCAUGUCUUCAAUUUACUCUAGGAAAGUGCCAAUGGGAACCACACCUCCAACAACAGACACAAGUGAUAUGAACAGUGCUAAAAGACUGGAGAAGAUUAAUCUGAGUGAUGCCUUCAACAUGUCUUCACCUUUUGUAGAAAAAGAGGAGCAAAAUGAAUCAUCUUUUGGUAAGAGGAAGAUGGAGAUUUCUUCUGGUAGUUCUAAACUACAAAAAACGAGUCACAACGAAGACACAUUGAAUAAAGAGAGUCUCCAUAUGGAAAGUGUAUUUCAAGAAAAGGAAAAGAAUCCCUCUACUGAAAUGAGCAACCAUGUACCACUGGGAACUGGCAUCCCUUAUGUAAGUGAAAAGAAGGUGUUAAGUUCUAAGGGUAAAAGUGUAACAUGUGAUGAAAUUUCUACCCCACCUGUACAAGACAAAGGCUUUGAUGAAGAAUUGAAGGAAGCCAGUGUAGCAUCAAUGUUUGGUAGCAGAGAUAUUGAUAUGUUAAUACAAUCUGAAUUUGAAAUACCUGAAGCUCAGAAGCCAGAACAUGUGAUGCAAAGUCUUGAGAAAUCAUCUCCUUCUGCAGCAACUUGUGAUAUUGAGAAAUCAAGUACUCCAAACUUGGAGAUUAAUGAACAGAGCGCUGGAUCAGGCUCAAAAUCUGUGAAAAGGAAGUCAAUUGCCAAGAAAUUUUCUGCCCCUAAACAGAAUCUAGGUAAAAAGAAGACUGUGGAUCAAAAAGGUUCUAUUUAUCUACAAAACAUUGAGCCACAGAAUGAUAGAGUUGAUGUUCAGGGAGUAGGUGAUGACAAGAAUCAAAGUAAUGAAAAAGUUGAAGACGCUUCAGAGAUAGAGAAGGAGAAGAUGGAUGAUGAAACUGAGUCUCCAGAGGAUAAAGAGGAGCAUGGGCCACAUACUGCUGAUGUAGUGAUGGAAGAAAAUGAACAUGGUGAUGAUGUGAAUCAAAGUAAUGAAAAAGUUGAAGUCGCUUCAGAGGCUGGGAACUCGGUUUCUGUGAAUGUGGACAAAUCUAAAGCAUUGAGAGAGAAAAAACUUCCUUCAACCAAAAAGUCAAAGAAAAAACCAGCUGUUUCAGUCAAAGAUGCAAGUGAUAAGAAGGAAGCUGAAAUUAGGGAAGAAGGAACUCCAACUCCACUUCGAGCUUCUAAGAGAAGCAAGAGAAAUGUAAAUGAUUUGCAGACAGCAGAAGAAGGUGUUUGUAAGAAUGAUGACAACAGUACUGAACAUCUGUAUUCACCAUCUGAAAAGGAAAAGGAAGAUAAGGUUCAGGGAGAGACAGAGAAUGUGAAGAACAACAAGGCAACUAAAAGCAAAACUAAGAAAGAUAUUGGUCUUUCUAAUUCUGUCAAACAAGGAACUGAAACAAAAACUGUUAACAAGAAGGGUAGACCAAGUUCCAGAUCCUGUGAUUUUGAAGCACAGAAGGAAAAUAUUCAAAUUCCAGUUGAAAAUAAAAACAAACAGAAACAGGCCUUAAAAUCUGAGAAAAUUACCCCUAAGUCUACGAAAGUGAACUCAGAAGAACCUAAGUGGUUCAUACUGAGUGGACAUAAGUUGCAAAGACGUGAGUUCCAGCAGAUGAUUCGGCCAUUAAAAGGGAAAAUAUGCAGAGUCUCUCACCAAUGGUCUUAUCAAGCAACUCAUUUCAUCGUCCCUGAUCCCAUACGCAGAACAGAGAAAUUCUUUGCUGCGGCUGCAUCUGGAAGUUGGAUUCUCAAGACUGAUUACUUAUCUGCAAGUAACGAGGCAGGAAGAUUCCUAACAGAGGAGCCUUACGAAUGGCACAAGAACGGCCUAAGUGAAGAUGGUCAGAUUAACCUGGAAGCUCCGAGGAAGUGGCGCCUUUUGAAGGAAAAAACCGGACAUGGUGCCUUUUAUGGAAUGCGGAUUGUCAUAUACGGGGAAUGCAUUGCACCCACUUUGGACACUCUUAAACGGGCAGUGAAAGCUGGAGAUGGGACAAUAGUGGCGACUUCCCCACCAUACACCCGCUUUCUAGACACUGGUAUCGAUUAUGCCAUUGUGAGCCCUGGCAUGCCACAUGUGGAUAUAUGGGUUCAGGAGUUCAUAAAACAUGAGAUACCGUGUGUCUCGGCUGAUUACCUUGUGGAAUACGUAUGCAAACCGGGGUAUCCCCUUGAAUCGCAUGUCCAAUAUGAUACAAAUGUUUGGGCAGAAAGGUCAUUUAACAAUCUCAAGAACCGGUGUUUGACCAUCGAAGAAGAAGAAGAAGAGUCAAUGGGGCCCACAACACCUGAGAGCAGUGAUGUGGCGUGUGAGGUAUGUGGAUCACGUGACAGAGGUGAAGAAAUGUUGAUGUGUGGGAAUGAAAGCGGUUCGAUUGGAUGUGGUGUUGGGAUGCAUAUCGAUUGUUGUGAUCCACCGUUUGAAGAUGUUCCUGAGGAAGAUUGGUUUUGUCCUAAUUGUAGCAAUCCCAAGAUUACAGUUACUAAUAAUUCCAAAAAGUCCACCAGCAAAAGGAAAGCCAAGUAAACUAAACUGCCAUUUUUAUUUUAUUAUUAUUAUUAUUAUUUUUAAACCUACCGUUUUGUAUAUUGUUUUGACAUGUAGAUAUUGUGAGUUAGUUAAAGCUUUAGUUGGAUAUUAAAGUUAAGUGUCAAUUAGCGUC
This is a messenger RNA of Lactuca sativa (garden lettuce), 3915 nucleotides long. Its product is annotated as transcription coactivator. NCBI's taxonomy places the organism in Eukaryota, Viridiplantae, Streptophyta, Magnoliopsida, Asterales, Asteraceae. The record is from RefSeq and is a predicted model, not a curated record.